Molecule: messenger RNA, 1882 nt
Organism: Lolium rigidum
Lineage: Eukaryota; Viridiplantae; Streptophyta; Magnoliopsida; Poales; Poaceae
Product: protein DA1-related 1-like
Exons: 12
Coding region: 159-1628 (489 amino acids)
Molecular function (GO): ubiquitin binding
Source: RefSeq, a predicted model, not a curated record
CUCUCUCCUCUCUUUAUCCUCCCCCGCCGGUGGGCGCCGUCCAGCCUACGCGACCGGUGGUUGCCUCGCCCGCCCGCCGGUUCUUCUUGCCCUCCCUUCUGGGAUCACUUCGAUUUCCAAGGCUAAAAGCAAUUUGAUCUUCAGAUAAGCUCAAGAUCAUGGGUUGGUUAAAUAAAAUCUUCAAAGGCUCAGUAAACAGAGUUUCAAGGGGUCACUAUGAUGGCAACUGGCAUGAAGGCAAUUCACCUGAUCACAUCAGAGGUGCAUAUGACGAAAGCGACAAUGAAGAUAUGGAUCGAGCUAUUGCAUUAUCUCUAGCAGAGGGAGAUCCUGAUAAGGGAAAGGCUGUUGAGCCUGAUUACAGUUUGGAGGAAGAUGAACAACUUGCACGGGCUCUGCAGGAGAGCCUUAAUACCGAGUCUCCUCCUCAUCAACACGUUCCUGUCAGGAAUGUUCCAUCAGAGAGUAUCCCAACAAGGGAGCCGCCUCAGCCUGUCUUUCCCUCAAGUGGAUACAGGACUUGUGCUGGAUGCAAAAAUCCGAUUGGCCAUGGACGUUUUCUUAGUUGUAUGGAUGCAGUCUGGCACCCUCAGUGCUUUAGAUGCUUUGCUUGCAACAAGCCCAUAUCUGAGUAUGAGUUCGCCAUGCAUGAAGACCAGCCGUACCACAAAUCCUGCUAUAAAGAUUUUUUCCAUCCAAAAUGCGAUGUCUGCAAGAGCUUUAUUCCAACAAAUAAGAAUGGCCUGAUCGAAUACCGGGCACAUCCUUUCUGGAUGCAGAAGUACUGUCCUUCCCAUGAAGAUGAUGGCACUCCCAGGUGUUGCAGUUGUGAAAGGAUGGAGCCAACAGAUGUCAAAUAUAUAACGUUGGAGGAUGGAAGGAAACUCUGCUUGGAAUGUCUGACUUCUGCAACAAUGGAUUCUCCAGAAUGCCAACAUCUUUACAUGGAUAUUCAGGAAUUUUUUGAAGGUUUGAAUAUGAAAGUAGAACAGCAAGUUCCAUUACUUUUGGUCGAGAGGCAGGCUCUUAAUGAAGCGUUGGAAGCUGAGAAAAGUGGACAUCACCUUCCCGAAACCAGAGGUCUGUGUCUCUCUGAAGAACAAAUUGUCAGAACUAUCUUAAGAAGACCAACAAUUGGACCAGGAAACAGAAUCAUGGAUAUGAUUACGGGACCAUACAAGCUGGUCAGGCGGUGUGAAGUGACUGCGAUCCUUAUACUGUACGGGCUACCAAGAUUGCAAACAGGCUCCAUUCUUGCUCACGAAAUGAUGCACGCAUAUCUUCGCCUGAAAGGAUACCGAUCACUUAGUCCUCAGGUUGAAGAAGGCAUCUGUCAAGUCCUAUCCCACAUGUGGCUCGAGUCCGAAAUCAUCGCCGGCGCUACGAGCAACGCUGCGUCCACCUCGGCAGCAUCAUCGUCGUCUUCCUCCUCAACUGCUACCUCUUCGAAGAAGGGCGCAAAGACAGAGUUUGAGAAGAAGCUCGGAGCGUUCAUCAAGAACCAGAUCGAAACAGACUCUUCCGUGGAGUACGGAGAUGGUUUUCGGGUGGGCAACCGGGCGGUCGAACGGUACGGAUUGAGAAGCACCCUUGACCACAUGAAGAUCACAGGGUCUUUUCCUAUUUGAUCAUCAUUCAAGUAAAGCGAAGGACAUUCCUCGAUUUGUGAAGAUGGCUGCAUACUUUGGAGGGUUAAAUUAGACACGUCAUACAUUAUACCACAGUAUAAGAUUAGUUUACAGUAAAGCAAGAAGAGAAAGAAAGAUAGUCUGUACACAUAUUUGUAAAAUUUACUGUCGUUUUGUGAAAUAAUAAUACUAUGUAAGUCUUCAGAUAUAGAGGUGCUACAACUGUUUUCCACAUUACCAACAUCUUUAAAUAA